Branchiostoma floridae (Florida lancelet) is the source of this 2538-nucleotide messenger RNA. Its product is annotated as signal peptide, CUB and EGF-like domain-containing protein 2. The transcript is spliced from 10 exons. The record is from RefSeq and is a predicted model, not a curated record. Bases 1310 to 2365 code for a protein of 351 amino acids. Gene Ontology annotation, molecular function: calcium ion binding. NCBI's taxonomy places the organism in Eukaryota, Metazoa, Chordata, Leptocardii, Amphioxiformes, Branchiostomatidae.
AUGUCAUGAACAAGUGUGGUUUGCCAAGAAAACCUUAAACUUUAAUGUUUAAUACAAAUUUAGAAUAUUUCGUAAUAGAUAUGCCUGUCAGAAUUUCAUUGCCUUGGCAAGAUAAGAAUGAUGAACAAAGUUUGUUCACAGAAAAUUUUGCUAUCAACAUUUUCUAAAAAUAAUAGUUAGUGGCCCUAGUAUAAGCCAUCAGGCGCUAUGCGACAUUGAAGUUGGUACAGGCAUCAAAGACCUCCUCCCCGGUCUGAAUGCGGUUAGUGAAAAAUGUGGUCCUUAUGCUCGUUUGCAUAAAUCUUGAUAAUGAGCUAGAAUUAUUCUCACCUAAUCAUACCAAACUGUCCAACAUAGAUUAAUGUAACGAUACAUAUAUACAGAUCACAGGAAGAGUCCCUCAAACAACUGUAUUUGUACGAAACGUUAUGGGAUCAGUUUUGACCCCAUACGGUAAGAUUAGUCGAAAAAAAAACUACGGUGGUUAAAGCGUUAACACGGCCAUGUUCUGUGAAGUGAUUUCAAAAAUCGCUUCAGUUAGUCUGAGAGUAUGUCAAAGUCGCUAAAAUUUGGUUGAUAAGAUCAAAUUUUUUAUUAAUGACUUUCUUGUGUAACUUUCUGUUACAGAAAAUUAGAGUAUUUUUUACGUAUAUUUGUCAUUGGUCAUCGGAAUCUAGAAACAUGACGUCACCCCAUAUUAUCUGGGUGACGUUGGCGCUGCUGUUGGGUGGACCAGGUAUGCAAAAUCAUCCAUUGUACCGUUUUUAAGACAGAAUGAUUUAAGAGUUAACUCAUAGCUACUUAUCUGCGGCAGCCAAAAAUCAUUAUUCUGCUCUGUUAACAAAGUGGGUUUUUUUUUCAAAUAUACAUCUUGAAACAUUUUAGCCGCAACCAUCCAGGAGCCUGCCAUUUUGACAAAAAAAUGAAAGUUUAUUGAUAAGUGAUGUUUGAUAAGCACCCAUUAAGGUCAUAUGUUUUCUUAUUAGAUGAAAUCUAAUGCCCUUUAUGGGAAACGCUAUGCAAUAAUUAUGUCGUUUAAUUAUAUAAAUCUGUCAAACCAUUUGAAUGUAUAACUAUGUUUCUGAAAACAUCCAUUGUUUCGCUGUUAUCUGUUUUUACUUUCUUGUGAUAACAUUCUAAUUCUUCAUCUUAAGGCUAUGGAAAUGCGUCUACUAGAGACCUGGACGGGUACCGUUACCGGACGUUUACAACUGCCCGUAACUACGACCAGGCGCAGGCGACUUGUGUGUCAUAUGGCGGGCAUCUGGCACAUAUAAAAAACUCCCGUCAGCAGGGUGUUCUCGCAAAUAUGGCAGCGGUAGGUGGGGGUGACAGUUACUGGAUUGGCCUCACAGAUAGACAGUCGGAGGGUUCUUGGCGUUGGACCGACGGAACACGUCUGUAUUACACCAAUUGGUCUCCAGGAGAACCAAACAAUGGCAAUAAUGUGGACGGGGAGCAGGACUGUGUGACUUUGUGGGAAAAAUAUGACUUUACACAUUGGGACGAUCUGCAGUGUGAUCUUCGGAUAAACUUCAUCUGCCAGACAGAUAUAGACGAGUGCUCCAGCAACAACGGAGGCUGUGACCACAACUGUGUAAACACUGUCGGGAGCUACCGCUGUACCUGUCGUAAUGGGUACCAGGAAUCUGGAUCAAGCUGCGUCGAUAUAAAUGAAUGCCACAACAACAACGGAGGCUGCAGUCACAACUGUGAGAACGAUGUAGGGAGCUACCAUUGUACCUGUCGGGAUGGAUACCAGCUGUCUGGCUCAACUGACUGCAUUGACGUAAAUGAAUGCCACAACAACAACGGAGGCUGUAGUCACAACUGUGAGAACGAUGUAGGAAGCUACCAUUGCACCUGUCGCGAUGGAUACCAGCUGUCUGGCUCAACUGACUGCAUUGACAUCGACGAAUGUGCCAGUAACCCCUGUCGCAAUGAAGGAACCUGUCAGGACCUGAUAAAUGAGUACAGAUGUGACUGUUCACCAGGAUGGACCGGUGCCACAUGUGAAACAGAUGUGAAUGAAUGCGACGCCAAUAACGGACAGGGCCCUUGCGACCCUAAUAACGGCAUCUGUCAGAAUUCUCCAGGAAGCUACACAUGCUGGUGCAAGGUUGGAUUCGACCUUAAGGAAGACCAGCACGGGUGCAAAGAUACUGAUGAGUGUCUGGACAACGAUGGAAGAGGCCCAUGUGAUCACAUCUGUACAGACAUGUUUGGGAGUUACCGCUGUUCUUGUAGAGACGGAUACAGCACAGGGUCUGAUGGCUUCUCAUGUGUUGAUAACGAUGACUGCAGAUCCAGCCCUUGUGAAAAUGGAGCGACCUGCCUUGAUGGAGGCGGAAACUACACUUGCUAAUGCCUGAGUGGAUUCAAAGGCGACAACUGUGAAUUCGCCCCAUGCAGUGAGGACUUCCCACCACCUCAACACGGCUCGGCCACCUGUGCUGCUACCACCAGCGGAGGGCAGUUCUGCACAGUCGCCUGCGAAUCCCAACACGAGUUCGCCUGCACACCUGCUGACGGUUACAG